AUGAAGAAACUUCAAAUAAUAAUAGCGUUGAUCGGAUGCCUUCAUUCUGAAUUCUCGCAAAGUCAAAAUGUUGGUUCCACUACUAAAGAAGAAAAUAAUCGCAUCAUUGGUGGAAUGCCAGUGGAUAUAAAAAGAUUUCCUUGGCAGGUAUCAGUUCAAUAUGAUGAUCGUCAUUUUUGUGGUGGUUCUAUCAUCGAUAAAAGCUGGAUACUAACUGCAGCGCAUUGUAUGGACAUAUUUGAAAAUAUCGAACUUGGCGACCACCUUAAAAUUCAUUAUGGAAAUAACGACUGGCAACUUGGCUUCGUUAAUAUUGUAGAAAAGGCUAUUAUUCAUCCAAAUUACAACCAAGUGACAGUUGAUAGUGAUGUGGCCCUUCUGAAGCUGCACUCUCCAAUUACCUUCACAAAUGGCGUUCAGAAAGUAUCGUUGGUCGAAAAAGGUCAAGAUCCUGCACCUUAUUCACUUGCGAUUAUUACUGGAUGGGGUGCUUCAACGGAAGGUGAUAUUAGUAGUUCGCAAACUUUACAAGGAGGUGUAGUUCCAAUCGUAAAUAGAAAUGAAUGCAGAGUUAUGAACUCUGAAUCGUAUGCUGGGGUAAAUCAAAAUAUGAUCUGUGCUGGAUACAUUAAGGGAGGAAUCGAUUCGAGCUUCGGUGAUAGUGGUGGUCCAAUGGUUAAUGCAAAGAAUAAACAAAUAGGAAUUGUUUCAUGUGGAACAGGAACUGCAGAGGCAAAUGCACCUACGAUAUAUACGAGAGUUGGCGCACCAUCAAUCAGAAGAUUUAUAAGAGAAGUGGCUGGCGUGUAA
Ctenocephalides felis (cat flea) is the source of this 810-nucleotide messenger RNA. Its product is annotated as trypsin-4-like. Gene Ontology annotation, biological process: proteolysis. Bases 1 to 810 code for a protein of 269 amino acids. The record is from RefSeq and is a predicted model, not a curated record. Lineage: Eukaryota; Metazoa; Arthropoda; Insecta; Siphonaptera; Pulicidae. The transcript has 5 exons. Gene Ontology annotation, molecular function: serine-type endopeptidase activity.